Molecule: messenger RNA, 582 nt
Organism: Hyaloscypha bicolor E
Lineage: Eukaryota; Fungi; Ascomycota; Leotiomycetes; Helotiales; Hyaloscyphaceae
Product: NDK-domain-containing protein
Exons: 7
Coding region: 1-582 (193 amino acids)
Biological process (GO): CTP biosynthetic process; UTP biosynthetic process; GTP biosynthetic process
Molecular function (GO): nucleoside diphosphate kinase activity
Source: RefSeq, a predicted model, not a curated record
AUGACCGACCAACAACCCACCAAAGACCCCGAAAUCUACAAGCACUUGAGCCCCAAAACUCAAGGAUUUCUACGAGCAUCUGCCAGUCAAAGAAACGAGAGAGCCAGACUCAACGACGACACCAUGUCUAACGAGCAAACCUUCAUUGCGAUCAAGCCUGAUGGUGUCCAGCGUGGGCUCAUUGGGCCGAUUAUCUCGAGAUUCGAGGCUCGUGGCUACAAGCUCGCUGCUAUUAAGCUCAUGACUGCCAGCAAGGAUCACCUUGAGAAGCAUUACGAGGAUCUCUCCGAGAAGCCAUUCUUCCCUGGACUCAUCAAGUACAUGGGCAGCGGGCCAAUCUGUGCUAUGGUGUGGGAAGGUCGUGAUGCCGUCAAGACUGGCCGUGCCCUCCUCGGUGCCACCAACCCCCUUGCAUCACCGCCAGGCACAAUUCGAGGCGACUAUGCGAUCGAGACGGGCAGGAAUAUUUGCCACGGUUCCGAUAGUGUUGAGAAUGCCAAGAAGGAGAUUGCCCUCUGGUUCAAGGAAGGCGAGGUCCAGACAUACAAGUCCGCUCUGCACGACUGGAUCUACGAGAAGUAG